AUGGAGCCAUCACCAGAGGUGUACGCGAUACUCCUGCCACUCCUCAGCAUCAUUAUCUCCUUCAACCUCACCCUCGGCAUCAUCAUGUGCUACUUCAUCCGUCGCAGACGUGUUCCCGACGAAGAAGCAACCGAGCUCAUAAAGGUCAAGCCAAAUCUCGAGCGAGGCAUGCUCGUCGAAAUCAUCUCCAUCUAUCGUGACGGCAUCCAAAUCUACACAAAACAAAAACCACCGACCAGUCCACGUCUGUACUACCAUCCCUCACUCAAGGACCCCGAGCAGGCUCACAUGUACCUCCGCGACGUCCCAAUACCACCCAAACGACCAAUAGACGAUCUACGACAAGAAUUAGCUGCAGGAUUCCGUUGGCUAUAUCGAUCUCGAUCUCAGCAAUAG
This is a messenger RNA of Fusarium musae, 396 nucleotides long. RefSeq lists its product as uncharacterized. The transcript has a single exon. Bases 1 to 396 code for a protein of 131 amino acids. NCBI's taxonomy places the organism in Eukaryota, Fungi, Ascomycota, Sordariomycetes, Hypocreales, Nectriaceae. The record is from RefSeq and is a predicted model, not a curated record.